UUGCAUCACAAGGUCCUCCUCCUUCUCCUCAGCAUCAUCAUCAUCCUCCUCCUCCUCCUGCUCCUUUUUCCUCCGAGUGGCACAUCGCAGCCAUGGUGGACUCUCCCAGCGCCGUGAAGAAAACCUUCACGGUGCCAGAGAUCAAGCCGCUGGACAAAUACGACUCUAACCGGGCCCGGAUCUGCGCCAGCGUCCGGUGGCUGUUGUCCAAGUCCUGCGGCUCUGCAGAAAAUGUCCCAGUGGAGCUCCGAGAGCCGCUUUACAAGGAUCAGUAUGAACAAGAGCAUCUGAAGCCGUCCGUCACCAAGCUGCUCCUCUCGCCAGAGAUCUACUGCAGAACUCAGGCCCUGCUGGCUCAGGGACAUGGGGGCUCCGCACAGGCGUCACAGGGGCCCCUAACUGAUAACUUAGCUCUGUUGCAGUUCCUCAUUAAGAAAGGAUUCUGCCCAAAGGUCCAGGAUGCAGACGUCACAGAGGAGGACCUCAGCAGGAACCCUAUCAACACGAAGGCUCACCUGGCCCUCAUUGACUCGCUGAUGUCACUGUCUGCCAGAGAGACGACUGGCCAGGUCAAAAUGGCGGCAGAGGCGGAGCAGAUUGGCGUCGGGGCGCCGUGGGAGAACGCUCUGUUGUUUUGGGUUAACAAGUUAAACCAGAGGUUAAGAGAAAGCACAGAAGAAGAAGAGCUUCCUAAGUCACAAACAUGCACAGAUCUGCAGCCUGUUCAAGAAACGUGUCAGUCAAACCGCUGGUACUGGAAACUAGUCCCCCAUGCUAUCGCUUUUUGUUUGAAGGAGUCGGGGAACAAACCUCCUGUGAUCCGCUAUAGAAAGGACAAAGUUCAGUCCAAGCUGACUCCUACUUUUCCUUUGGUUUCUGCGAUCAAAGAUCUGUCUAAUGGCUGCGCCAUAGCUGCUGUUCUGCACUACUACUGCCCAGGCCUCCUACCUCUAGAGGAUGUUUGUCUGAAGGACACCAUGUCUGUGGCAGACAGCGUCUACAACCUCCAGCUGAUCAAGGAGUUUUGCGAGAGUAACUUGCAGAGCUGCUGCCCCCUUGCUGUGGAGGACCUGCUUUACGCACCACCAGCUCUGCAUCUGAAUAUAAUGAGCUUCCUAGCAGAACUGCUGGAGUGGUUUGAGGUUAAGAAGCCUGAUUUUGUGAAGCCCAUCCAACCCAUCGAUCUCACAGAUGUCACAGGGUUACUCGACUGUACGAGUCCUGUCGGUGGAAACAGUAACAGCAGUUCUCCAUCGUUCAUCUUCAAACAACCCUUUGUGCCAAUCUCCUCUCCAGUGUCUCCAGAAAACAAGAGCUGGACAAAGAAAAAAAUCAGUCGUCCUCUGUCAGCAGUGACUUUCAGCAUCCCAUUCGGCCUGGACAGUGAUGUUGACAUUGUCAUGGGAAACCCAAUAGAUUCUGUCUUUCGCUCUAUCAGCACCGACAACCUCACCGGCACCCCGGCUCUGAGCUCACCGGCAGCCUCAACAGGGAUGACUCGUGUCCCGUUCAGCCCUCCAGAGGACCUCAGCCACCUGGUCAGUGCUUCGGCCCCUUCGCAGCACUCCUCCUGGGUCCCAUAUGCACAUACAGCACCGCUCAGAGAGCUGCCCACCAUCGAGGAGGCUCGGCAGGUGGUUCUUAUACCCGGCGGUAAAGAUAGGAUGAAGGGAAGAACGUCAGAGAAAAGUGGACGAGAGGUUUUUUCCUGCAGGCCGGAGCCCAGGCUGUGUCCUGAUGGAGCUCCUGCAGGUUUCUUUUUGCACUCCCCUGAAGAGGACAGUCCUCAGCUCAGCAGCUCUGCUCCCUGUCGCGCUGGAGUCCAGUAUCGACCAGUCAGGGGGGAUGCUGGAAUUGGUGAAAGGCAAGGUAGGAAGGACAGAUCAAAAAAGCAAUCUGAUAUGUCGCGUGAUGACGACUCUGUUCUACGAGAUGGCAGCAUUGACUCUUCAGAAGCAUCAGAUGAAGCUCCCAGAAAUGUCCCUGGGAAUAUCCGGCCCUCUAACGGUAAAGGGAAUCAUAACAACGACAGUCCACGCAUGACCAGCUUUGCUGAACGCAGAGACAACAGACGAAGACACCCCGCCACCCCUGGAGAGGAAUCAACCUCAGCUCCAACCCCAACCACCCCAGGCACACCACACACCCCUUCCACGCCAGCGUCUGGUCAGCAAGGGAGUCCAGGUCCCCGAGGGUCCGAGCCAGGCUCUGAAGCCUGGGAGCUUGGAGCACGACUGGAAGAAAAACGCAAGAAUAUCGAAGCUCAAAAGAGACGAAUCGAAGCCAUUUUUGCGAGGCACAGGCAACGGCUUGGGAAAAAUGCUUUCCUUCAGCUGAAAAGAGAGCAAGGUGAGGGAGGAGUGGAGGGAGCAGAGGAGGAUGGGUUGACCCUUGAGGAGCGUCUGACUCGCAUGGAGGAACAACUGAAACAGGAGGAGGAGAAAGAGACAGAGAAAGAGAAGCCGUCUGUUUCCAACCCUCCUCGUUUGGAGAAACAGGUCACCUUCUCUGUGGAGAGCAAGAAAGGAGCAGAGAAAGGAGCAGAGAAAGGAGCAGAGACGGUAGAUGGAAAGGGCCCGGAGAAAGGAGGAGAGGCUGUCAUCGUGGAAUACAAUGAAGUGGUGCAGAAGCUGAGUGAAGCCUUGCAGUCUCUCCAAAAGGACAUGCAGAAACUAACAGAACAGCAGCAGCAGCUCAUGAGCAGCCAAAGACCCCCAAACGUACCUAAGACCUUCCCAAGAAGCAAUAGUAGAACCCCCCCUCACACCCCGACAAAGACACCCCCGAGAACUCCUUCCAGGAGCGGUACUAAGGCUUGGGUCAUACCUGCUGCUUCUAAUUCCACUGAGACUACUUCCCCAUCCCGCCGCUCCCACAUCCUUCCCUCAGCCACCUCCCCAAAGGUGAUCAUCUCCAGCUCCUGUCCAGCUCCUCGAAGUAAAAUCCACUCCUCAUCCUCUCCCCGCAGUCCCAAAAACAGCAGCCGUCCCCACCACCAACCUCACCCACGGCCCUCAGAGCUCAAAUUCCCUCCGCUCAACCGUGUCUUGACACCGACCCAGAAUGUGGACACCAUCCCACACCUGCGACGCGUCUCACCCAGUAAGUGUCAGGUCCAGACCUCCUCCUCCUUCCACAUCGGUGGACCUCGAACCCCACAGGAGUCCCCUCGGACUACACAGCAGAUGCCUCCUGAUGAGAGCACCUCUGACACGGGUUCGAGUGAGACACCCACCCAGUUCAGCCUGGAGCUGGAGCAAGAGGAUGCAGAGUCAGUAGGAGCACUGCCCGUCCUGCCUCAGAUCAGACAGGAAAGGCCUAGGGCUGCUGGAGGCAGCAGCUCCGGUGCUCCCUCUGAGUGCUCCUUUGAGAUUGACACCCUGUCCCUCUCAGCUGCAUAUAGCGCAGGAGGAGAUGGGGAAAGAGGCGACGGUGCUCAGCAGCCCUGCAGCCUGACUGAGGCGUUGCAGUCUUUUGCUGGAGGGCCAGAGGGGGGCAGUGAUGAACCAAUCGAUGAGGGUCAGGAGUUUUCCUCUGAUUCCAUGAGCGACCACACAGAAUCUGCUUCAGAAGCAGGGAGAAGCCCACUUCCUCAGCACCAAGGUCCCGUCAAUAUAAUUGGUCAAGCUACCGCUGACAGAGAUGGGCCUGAAGCACAGACCCAACUAGCAGAGCAGCAAAGCAGUUUCACUGAGACAGCAGAGCCAAGCGGAGAGAAGACUGAACCCGGAGCAAGAGGAGGAAUCGGAUUCUUCUUUAAGGAGGAUGCACACAGUGAAGGGGAAAUAGCUCAGCGCAGAGCUCUGCUUUUAGAGAGACAGCAGAAAAGAACGGAGGAGCUGAAAAAGAGAAGACAAUGGCAUGAGCAAGAAAGAGAAAACAGACCGGCAUCAUCUGAAAGAGGGGCUGCAUUCCCAUCCAAUACGCCUCCAGCAGUCACCACCUCACCUUCCCCCACACCUCCUGCAACUCCCGCUCGGCGAGACGAUUUCACACGAGGGGAGUACGAGCGAAGACAUCAGCUUAGAAUCAUGGAGGACCUGGACAAAGUCCUGAAGCAGAAAACAACUAAUCAUCAAGCCCGAAGUUCUGUUAAGAAAACCCGCUCCAGGCCUCGCAGCAUGACCCGGGAAGAAACCAAGCUGUCUCUGAGUCCAGCCAAGGGAGCAACUGGCUCCAAGAUGAAAAAGGUCUACUCUCAAUCCUCACUAAACCUUGCAGCCACAGAGGAGUCUGGAAAUAAUGGCGAGUCCACAAAGAAACCCCAGAGCCGUUUUGAUUCCCCUUCACGAUGCGUGACACCAAGCAGACCCAUAAAUCAGAAUGGAGACAAAGACUGGGAGUCUGGUUCCAAUGGGACCUCGCCUGCCCCAGAAUACACAGGUCCAAAACUCUUCAAAGAACCAAGCUUCAAGUCCAAUAAAUUCAUUAUUCACAAUGCUUUGUCGCGCUGCUGCCUGGCUGGGAAGGUGAACGAGACGCAAAAAAACAAGAUCGUUGAGGAGAUGGAAAAGAGCUCUGCCAAUCACUUCCUCAUUCUCUUCCGCGACUCCAACUGUCAGUUUAGAGGCGUUUACACCAUGAACCCUGACACGCAGGAGCUGGUGCGGCUGGCGGGCGUGGGCCCUCGGUCGGUUAGCUCCAGCCAGGUGGAGUCCAUCUUCAAAUACAGCUCAGACAGGAAGCAAUUCAGCACCAUCCCAUCAAAAACCAUGGGGAUGAGUGUGGACGCCUUCACCAUCCCCAGCCAGCUUUGGCAGGGAGGCGGUGGAGGAGGAGCGGGAGGAGGCAGUAACCGGAGAGCAACUGUCACCAAGAAGGUGGCUAUCUCCAAGUGAGGAGGAGUGUAAAUUAGAAUGUUAUUAAAUUGGAAAAAAAAAAAUAUUCGGACACAAAUCUAUUUAUGUGCACACAGAUUCUGUGUAAUCUCUCCCAUUUUUCAGAAUUACAAACCUAUUUCUAUUUCUAUUCCCUUUAACAUCUAUUAAAAUGUUCACUGUGUAACAGAGACACACUGUAAAAGAGAAAACGGAGCAUUUCUUUCAAAAAAGACAAUUUCCUGUUCUUUUUAGUUUGAAGUUCAAACCUCUCUGUGGAGGAAAAUCAAACCCUUUUAAUUUGCACAUUGAGAAAAGCAUGUUGAUAGGCUGAAUAGUGCCUAUCAACAUAGGAAAAUGCCUUCAAGUCACAUCAGAUGGCUGACUUUGAUUUUUUUUUUUCUUCAUGUUAACUCUCCCAGUACCUGUUACUAUGUGGAUAAAAGCACAUUUGAUAGCCAUAAGUAUGUGAUGCAGAGAUGAACUGUGUUCAACUUUUAGAGGACUUUGUUUGGAUGUUAUUUAAUCCCAGCAGUUUUCAGACAUUAUCACUGCAGCAUGAAAGGUUCUUUACUCCACGUUGUGAAAUAUCACAAUGUAAACUUGUGAUUUAACGAAACUGAUGAUGUGAGAGCAUUAGAUGCUGCUUUAAACCUGUUUUUGUACAAUAAACUGUUAGCAUAAUGCCGAAUGACAUGCAAGAGGAAUCUGGACUGUCAUACUCUCAGGUGGAGAUAAGUGCUGAUAGUCUAUAAAUAAAUACAAACUUGAAUUACUUAAUUAUUCUUUCUUUUUAAGAUUAUAGUAUGCUCCUUCUUAACACCACAGGAUUAAUUUAGAAUCAAGUUCAGGGUGAUCUUUGGGUUUAGACAACCUUGCUAACUCCAGAUAUCUGUAACAGAGGAAAGAAUAAUGGGCCUAAUCCUGAGGUUCUGUAUAUUGCUGUUUAAGAUUUGGAAUGUGUUCUGACCUUCUUACUGCAGAUUGGACGAUUAAAACAGCUGAAGUUUGUUUGA
This is a messenger RNA of Cyprinodon tularosa, 5833 nucleotides long. Its product is annotated as calmodulin-regulated spectrin-associated protein 3-like. Gene Ontology annotation, molecular function: spectrin binding; calmodulin binding; microtubule minus-end binding. Gene Ontology annotation, cellular component: microtubule minus-end. NCBI's taxonomy places the organism in Eukaryota, Metazoa, Chordata, Actinopteri, Cyprinodontiformes, Cyprinodontidae. The record is from RefSeq and is a predicted model, not a curated record. Gene Ontology annotation, biological process: cytoplasmic microtubule organization; negative regulation of microtubule depolymerization; neuron projection development. Bases 93 to 4838 code for a protein of 1581 amino acids. The transcript has 19 exons.